UGUAUUUUGACGUGUUUGUUUUCAUGACUUUGAAGGAUUUAUUUCGUCUGAGUUUUCGUGGAUUUUUCAAAAGAAUUCGAUGGAAUUUUCAAAAAUAAGUGUUCCGUCGUGAUUGCGAACUAAUUAAUAUCACUGAAUAAUAUCAUUAAAAAACUAUGACAGAGAAAGAAGAUGCUACCAAACAAACCGAAAAUGAGCCUCUAGAUGACGAAGCCUUAGAGAAAUUAGCUGUAGAAGAGCUAAUGCGGGAAGCAGUCCAAGGAGCCGCCCGUGCCGAAAUAGUUGGCCCAUCCGGCUGGAUUAAAGCGCCGCAACAGAAAACUAAUAAACGCUUUCUCGUCAACACACUGCGCAAUGCUGUGACUUCUAAUAAAUACUAUCAUUCAAGACAUAACAGCAGGCACAGCAGGUCCCCAAAGAGAGACUAUCCCCCAAAACCCACCAUUAAAAAAGAAAAAACGAAGAGAAAGCAUUAAGAUGGAAAAUUAUAAUGUGGAUACUGUUUUAAAAGAUAUUUUUGAUAGCAAAGAUUCUAACAAUUGGAAACCAUCUGAUAAAAUUCCCUUAGUAACUAAAGAAAUAGAAACGUUAAAAAAUGAUUUGAAAACAUUCUUGAAAAGUAGUGAUUACAAUAUGGAUGCUAUAUUGAAAGAAAGUCAAGAGUUAUGUGAUGAGACUAACUUAUUAGUAAGUGGUAUGGAAAUGUGCAAACAAGAAAUAGAGGAAGAAACAAUGGCAGAAAUACUGCAUUCUAUUGAAAACCAUGACAGACUUACCAAAGAAUUAGAGUCUGUAAACUUUGCACUGAAUAUUGUUUAUGAUGUAGUACAGUGUGGUAAAUAUGUCAAAGAAUUUGAUGAUGGUCGGGAAGCACAAAGUUUCACUAGAGCUGUUGAAGCAGUGUAUGACUUAUUGCAAUACAUUGAAAUGCCUGCUGAAGGAUUUAAACAGUUGGACAUGUAUAAUAAUACUAGGCACACUGCUCAAUUAAUAUUAGACAGUUUGCUAUCUGAUUUAUAUGGAGAAUGGGAUAGAUUAAUUUCCACUUCUGUGAAGCCUGGUAACAAAAAAACAACCAUUACAAUAACUCUUAAUAUAGAAGAUUCUUUAAUUGUCAUUGAUGUCUUGAAUGCACUAGAAAAAAGUAAGAAACUUGUUGAAAAAGUAAUGGAGUUUUCACAAUUUCUAUUGAAGGAUGUUCUUGUUCCGAUAAUAAAUAAUGAUUGUAUUGUAUUUGCCGAGACAGAUGAGUUGAUGACAAUCACUGUAAAUCAGAAACCAGAUUUCAAACCAGCUUAUGAUGCAGUAAUUGCUAAUUUAAGGUUGCUGUUCCAUUAUCUUAGUAAUAAGUUGAAUGUAGAGUAUUACCGAGACAACUCUAUAAUGAAAAUGAUGGGCAAACAAAUAUGUGCAGAGUUUAGUGAUAUAUUAGUUAAGGACUGUUUAAUUGAUACUAUACCGAAUAAUAUAAAUGAACUCCAAAGUUAUGGGCAAAUUACUUCUGAAAUAGAAGAUUUUCAACAUUUCUUAGUCAUAGUGAAGUUCUUUCCAGAUGAUAAGAUUUCAAUAUUAAAAUAUGUGAACAAUAUAGAUAUACUCUUUGCCAGUAAGUCCAGCCAGUAUUUCUUAGAGACAGCUCGUACUAUUAUGCUAAAAGAUUUGAGUGUGACCAUGUCAAUUGGUGUGGAAACUAUACCAGAAGGCAAUCCUGGGACCAGUGCUGAUGUCAGUGGAACUGAAGAGGAAGCAUUAAAAAUUCUCAAUAAGACAAUGCCUAGAAGUUUAUUUUAUUUCCCUAGAUGUAUGAUAUCAAAAACUGCACAGGAAUUGUUAGAUCUUGUGUAUGUGAUGAUGGAGCAGGCUGUCCAAUGUUCAGAUGUUGUCUGUAAGAAGCUCUACAAUACCACACGCUUAGUUUUUGAACUAUAUGAUGCUGUUGUUCCAUAUCAUCAUGAAAAUUAUUUACAAACUAUUCCUCAGUAUGUUGCUCUAUUUCAUAAUAACUGCAUGUAUUUGGCACAUAACCUUCAGACAUUUGGUGACAAAUGGCUGAUAUUAAUGGAAGGACGUGAGUUGGACUAUCCUAUUAGCUUUGUGGACCUGGUACAAAAACUAAGAGAUCUGGGCUACCGCCAUCUAGCUAUACAUAUGCAGCAACAGCGUAAGCAGAUUUUAGACAACAUCAGAUCUUCAGAUUUGAACUGUAUAGUGGUCAAAGAUGUACUCAGUGAUAACGCAGAAGCAGCUGUCAGACAAUGUCUCAGGCAAUUACACUUGCUAAAGAAUGUCUGGAUUGGUGUAUUUCCUAUCAAUGUCUUUACCAGAUUAAUGGCUACACUCGUGAAUAUGUUUGUAGAUGAGUUGAUCCAUCGUGUUUGCACUGUAGAGGACAUAUCAAUGGAAAUGGCUACACAGCUCACUGACAUGUACACACUUGUUGUUCAGAAAGCGCCUCUAUUAUUCCAGAAUACAACAGAUGUAGAACAGUAUGUGAAGUCUUGGAAGAAACUCCAAGAGUUGAUCUUCGUUCUCGGUGGCUCUUUGAAAGAUAUCGAGAAACAUUGGAAAGACGGCACCGGUCCUCUCGCUGUACAUUUCAACACUGAAGAGCUAAGGAGUCUCAUCAAAGCACUAUUCCAAAAUACUCAGUUCCGCGCUAAUUUAUUAUCUAAAAUAAAGUAACAUAAUAUUUAAUUGUCGAGGUCAUUAUUAUAAUGUCUGGUAUUUAAUGGUUAUUGGUGUUUUAUUGAUUCACCUACAAUAAAACAUUUUUUUGUUUGUUUUUGUAGUUAUCUUUUAUUUUAUUACACACAAAACAUCAAGGCUGUGUUGAUUGAACA
Messenger RNA from Diatraea saccharalis (sugarcane borer), 2840 nucleotides. NCBI's taxonomy places the organism in Eukaryota, Metazoa, Arthropoda, Insecta, Lepidoptera, Crambidae. The record is from the annotation of a GenBank genome assembly.